Molecule: messenger RNA, 1351 nt
Organism: Nematolebias whitei (Rio pearlfish)
Lineage: Eukaryota; Metazoa; Chordata; Actinopteri; Cyprinodontiformes; Rivulidae
Gene: tgif1
Product: TGFB-induced factor homeobox 1
Exons: 3
Coding region: 310-1209 (299 amino acids)
Biological process (GO): regulation of transcription by RNA polymerase II
Molecular function (GO): RNA polymerase II cis-regulatory region sequence-specific DNA binding; DNA-binding transcription factor activity, RNA polymerase II-specific
Source: RefSeq, a predicted model, not a curated record
CAUGGUGGGAGGAUCUCUGUGCGUUGAGUCACGCAGCUGUCAAAGAUAGCUGUCACCCAGUUUCAGGAUCAAACACACACACAGGGCUCCGAGCACACACAGAUCUCAGGUAAACCCCCCCACCCCCUCCUCCAAGUCAUCGCCAAGACUCCAAACAAGGGACGAGAGGAGGACAGAUAAACCACAUCCAAGGAAAAGCUUUCUCUUUGGACUGUUGUCUGGAGACACGCUGGAGCGAAGACGAAAAACACAUCAAGAUAAUUCUCUUCUUCUACGCUCGGCGAGGAAUUGGGAUUUUUCGGGACGGAGAUGAAGACGAAAAAGGGUUUGACGAUGCUGUCAGGGAGCGAGACGGACGACGAGGACAACGUGGACGCCCCCCUGGAUCUGUCUUCGAGCGCUGGGAGCAACGGGAAGAGAAAGCGGAGAGGCAACCUGCCCAAGGAGUCCGUCCAGAUCCUCAGAGACUGGCUGUACGAGCACCGUUACAACGCGUACCCAUCCGAGCAGGAGAAAGCCCUCCUCUCCAAGCAGACUCAGCUCUCCACGUUGCAGGUGUGCAACUGGUUCAUUAACGCCCGGCGACGCCUCCUCCCCGAGAUGCUGCGAAAAGACGGCAAGGACCCGAACCAGUUCACCAUCUCCAGGAAAGGCAGCAAGAGCGGGGACAGUUUCUCCGACAGCUCCCAGUCCCCGAAGCACAGCAGUCCCGCUUCAGGCGCGGAGGAGGGCGGCGACAAGCGCGUCCUGCACCCCUCCAGCUUCGACCCCGCGGUGCACGGCGUCCUAAGGAAGUCCGCGUCCCCCUGCGCUGCGCCGUCUCCGACGUCCUCCGCGGGCCUCAUUCCGAACCGGCCGUCCGUCAUCUGUCACACCACCGUCACCGCGGCGAUGCAAGCGAGCCCGACGGCCCCCCACCCUCCGGUGCCAGGAAUGAACUGCGACAGGGCGGCCGAGCUGUUGCAGUCCGUGCAGGCGCAGGCGUUGCUCCGGUGCCGGGAUGAGGGGUACCCGUUUGCCACCACUACCACCAUCCUCAGCAGCACCAGCAUGGAGGGCAACCUGAGCCCCCGCAGCGGGCUGUUUAACACCCCUCCCCCGACUCCACCAGACCUCACACAAGACUUCAGUGGCUUCCAGCUCCUGGUGGACGUGGCCCUCAAACGGGCUGCAGAGAUGGAGCUGCAAGCCAAACAGCUGGUCUCGUAAAGGAGGGAGGAGGGAAGUGACUGACUUCGACUGUGGAAGUCCCUCACGUCAGUGACUCGUCUGCACGAAACAGAACAAAUCCACCUGAAACGCCUGAUCAUUUCUAUUUUUGGUAUACCAAUCAAUACGACAAGGAUGUUUU